Messenger RNA from Leguminivora glycinivorella, 1865 nucleotides. Its product is annotated as FK506-binding protein 5-like. NCBI's taxonomy places the organism in Eukaryota, Metazoa, Arthropoda, Insecta, Lepidoptera, Tortricidae. The coding region runs from base 68 to 1213 and encodes 381 amino acids. Gene Ontology annotation, cellular component: Z disc; filamentous actin; adherens junction. The transcript has 7 exons. The record is from RefSeq and is a predicted model, not a curated record. Gene Ontology annotation, molecular function: actin binding; muscle alpha-actinin binding. Gene Ontology annotation, biological process: actin cytoskeleton organization; muscle structure development.
AUUGGAUCAGUCGACCGCCGAACCCCAUAUUGAGUGAUCAUUACCUGUGUCUGGAACUACGAAGGGCAUGCCAUCAGAAAGCAUGGCGAUCGAUAUGCGCCACAGUAAGCUGAAGGCCUCGGAAGCGGCCAUGCUGGCUGGCGAGAUUCAGAAGCCGAGCUGGCAGUCCAAGAACGAGGGUAUCCAUGAGCGCGUCAGCUUUGAAGAUGCGAUCUGGGGCUUCGAUCUUGCUGGAGGUUCCUUCUACAAGACUCCUUUGAGAGUUGUUGCUGUGAAACCUGACAGCAGAGCGGAGAAGGCCGGCAUCCGUCCGGGAGACAAGCUCCUUCGUAUCAACGACAUUGACACCUCCACCCUUAGCAUCCAAGAGGCUCAUGCCAUUAUCAUUGAGUCUGGGAUACAUCUCAAGAUAGCUGUCACAUCACCUGACGAUGAGGAAGAUGCUUACUAUUGUUAUGAGGAUCCUUUGGACACCGGCUACGAUAGUGAAGAGGAAAGAAGAAAAGAAGCGGAAAAGGCACGGAAAAGAGAAGUUCAUGCCAAAGUGAGUUCUUAUUGGAGCUUACAAUGGCCGUGGGUCAGCAAAAGAAAAAUAAUUUACAGAGAAUCCAAUUGUUUUAUGGUGCCAAGCAAGUACGAAGGUAAACACAGAAAUAAGUUCCCCACACAGCCCAUGAUUAGAACCGAAAAAGAUAUUGUACUAGAUAGUAUCAAAUCAAAAACCGAGGAAAUAAUAGAAAACGGAAAAGAUAAAUUACAUAAUGACUUACCGAACGAGAAUAAAAUAACCAACAGCCAAGAACCCGUAAUGAAUGGUGUAGACCAACCUGAAAACAUACCUAAUGGAAAUGAGAAGAAUGUUAAAGAAAAUAAUAUUCUUGUGCCACCAAUAAUCCCUGAAGUCGAGGAGGACAGCGUUCAAGAGGUGUCAGAAGUAGAAGAAUCUAAUGAAAUUUUAAAUUCGGUAAUGGAGGAAGAUAGUAUACAAGAAGAAGUUUUAGAAGAAGAAGAAGUUCUAGAAGAAGAAGAAGUAAGCGAACUUGAUUCAGAAGUUGAAGAAAAGAGUCAAAUGGAUACAAGUGAAGCAACAGAUCAUGAUAAUGUUCUUAAUGAGGUUUUAGACACCCAUGACAUUUCGGCAGAUGAGGAGGACAAGAUAUUGAAUAGUAUCCUUAGUAACGGUGAUACAAGUGAGAGCAUGGACGAAAGAUAAAUUGUAUUAAUGAGUAAUACAAUCUCAACUUUUAUAUUGUGAUAAUUUAAUCAUACGUAAGUGAUAAAUGUCAUUCCUCAUUGUCAUGGUAGUUAUACAAUAGUUUGAAUUAAUGAAAUUGGUACUGCUUCUAAUAUUAUUAGAAAGUCUUGGGGUUGCUUUAGUUUUAAAACAACUUCUGAAAGGCAUCUUUUCUUUUUGAUUGCAUGCGUUGAAGUCAAGUUCAAAGUUUAAAUUAAAGCUACGAUUAAGUUGGCACUGAAUUGUCAAUUAAUUUAUUUUAACAUCAAAUUAAAGUUUCAUUCUUUAUAAUAAAUGUCAAUAUUAAUGUAAACUGUCUCGUAAGUCGUAAAACAUAAUAAAAAAUGUCUGUUUUAUGGAGACAAAUGUUCGCUGUCUAAGCAGCAAAAAAAAAUAUGAAUUUCUAUGAAAUGCUCUGUUCAAAAGAAGCAUUAGUGAUAUAAAAUACUUGAAUUAUUUUCAAACUUUACUACAAUGAAAGAUUUUCUUAUAAUUUCACUAGAUACACCAAUUUCGACAUGUCAAUUUUGUUCACGAUCGACAUUUCAUAACUAAAUAUAAUAGUUCCAGUUUCUGAUGAUAUUUUAUAAGUAAAAUAAAUUUAUUUUUACGUAAAAUGUUUGCUUCAUUA